UCACACUGAUCACCACUGAUGCCACUUGAUUCCACUUGAUUCCACUUGAUGCCACUGAUUGCCACUGAUUGCCAAGCACAUGUACAUUCCAUCAAGCAUCCUUCGGCUUGGCUUUAUUUUCAACUGUUUUCAACGCUCUUCAACGCCACGUGAAAAUACAUUGAUCUAAUAAAUUUAUAAUUACAAAAAAUUUAUAAAAUCAUAGUCAAAGAUCAAGGCUAGAAGAUUUUUCUUCUAUUUUGUUCCAUUUCCUACAACGUAAGAUUUCUCUAUUACGUAAUAACAUCACAACUAUUAAAUUAAUACAACAUUAAACAAGUCAUUUACUAGUGGACAGACCACUUUAUUUUCAAUUAUCCAGGAUAAUAAUUGUGUGAAUGUUUUUACAUUUGUGUUGAUGUAUUGUCGAGUUUAUACUCGUAAUAAAGAUAACAAUGACGUCAGAUGAAGAAUCAGUGGCAAUGUUUAACAAAAGGAAUCAACAAUCCACAUCAUCAGGCAAUAAAUUUCAACGUCAAAACAAUGUAAAUUAUGAAGAAAAAUCUCAUGGCUGGACAUUGUUUUUGGUUCUUGCUGCAGCAACAUGUGGUAUUGGAUCUGCAAUUCCAGCUGGAAUGAAUAUUGCAGUAAUCAAUAAUUCAGCAAAGUUAUUAAAAAACUUUUGCAAUGAAAGUAUCAAAAAAGAAUACAACAUUGAUUUAACUGAUAGACAAUUGACAUUUGUUUGGUCAUGUGUUGUAUCAAUAUUCUUAGCUGGUGGUGUUACUGGAUCACUUAUAACAAGUUGGAUUGCUGAUAAAUAUGGAAGAAAAGGUGCAUUAGCAAUUGGUAAUAUUUUUGGUAUUAUUGGUGGAGUUUUAUUCUUCUUUGUGCCAUUUUUUGAUUCAGUUAUUUUACUUAUGGCUGGAAGAUUAAUAGUUGGAUUGUCAAGUGGUAUUACAACAUCAAUUUUACCAAUGUAUAUGGCUGAAGUAUCACCAAUUUCUCAACGUGGAGCAGCUGGUGUUAUAUGUCAACUUGGAAUAACAACUGGUGUUUUUAUUGGACAAGUUAUAAGUAUUGAUUCAAUUCUUGGUACAAAUAAUUUAUGGCACAUUAUGUUAGCUGCAUUUGUUCCACUUUGUUUUUUGUCAUUUCCAAUGUUAUAUAUAUUACCUGAAAGUCCAAAGUAUCUUUAUAUUAUGAAAAAUAAAAAAGACGAAGCCAUUAAAGAAUUAUGUCGUCUACGAAAUGUUCAAGAUAGUUCAUUAAUUGAUGAUGAAAUUUAUGCACUUGAAGAAGAAGCUGCAAUACAUACAACAAUGGAUGUAUGGACAGUUGGUCGUGUAUUAAAAGAUUCAACUGUUAGAUUACCAUUAUUAUUAGUAUUGGCAAUGCAAUUUGGUCAACAAUUAAGUGGUAUUAAUUCAGUUUUUUUUUAUUCAAAUGUUAUAUUUAAAAAAGCUCAAUUAUCAGAUACUAUUGCAUCAUAUGGUACACUUGGAACUGGUGUUAUUAAUAUUGGUAUAUCUAUUGCAUCUGUUUAUUUGAUGUCAAAUUUUGGAAGAAGAACAUUAUUUUUAUGUUCAUGUUAUGUUAGUGCUGCUAGUCUUGUUGCAUUAUGUAUUGGAAUAAAAUUAAUUAGUUCAGCAAGUUUUAUGUCAUGGAUAUGUAUGAUUGCUGUACUUAAUUAUGUAUUAUUUUAUGGUGUUGGUCUUGGACCAAUACCAUUUUUCAUUGGAUCAGAAAUAUUUGAAGUUGCACCAAGACCAGCUGCAAUGGCACUUGGUAGUGUUAGUAAUUGGGGAGGAAAUUUAAUGGUUGGAUUAUUAUUUCCAUCUCUUGAAGAUAUACUUGGACCAUUUACAUUUUUAAUUUUUGUUGCUUUUAUGUUACUUGUUGCAACAUUUGUCAGAUUAUAUCUUCCAGAGACCAGAGGAAAAAAUACAACUGAUGUUACAUCAAAACUAACACAUGGUUUUAAAUCAUCACGUCAAGUUGGUUAAAUUUUUUUUACCUAAUUUUGUAUUAAUUAUCAUUAAAUAUCCAUGACUGUACUCGUUAAAUUUAUAUAUAAUCUGUUGGCAAAAAUUUAUUUUUAUAAUUAUAAAAAAAUCAAAUUAAUAAUUUGCUCAACUUCAUUAUACUGCUAUUUUUUUUACAACCAUGGUGCUAAUUCAAUAGUUAUUUAAGAAAUAAUAAUUUUUGUAAAAAAAUUUAAUAAAUACAUUUCCAAGAAUAAUA
Molecule: messenger RNA, 2223 nt
Organism: Aphidius gifuensis
Lineage: Eukaryota; Metazoa; Arthropoda; Insecta; Hymenoptera; Braconidae
Product: solute carrier family 2, facilitated glucose transporter member 3-like
Exons: 9
Coding region: 435-1985 (516 amino acids)
Biological process (GO): monosaccharide transmembrane transport
Cellular component (GO): membrane
Molecular function (GO): hexose transmembrane transporter activity
Source: RefSeq, a predicted model, not a curated record